AUGUGGCUUAAAAUUUUAUUUUUAAUUUAUUGUGUCAAAAAAAUUAGUGCUACGCGUUUAUUUGAUACAGAAUAUGUGCCCGAUGAAUCCGAUGUUACAUUUCAUCUUUAUCACAGUAGUGACUUCUCGGAAGAUGAUGAGUUAUUUAUAGAUAAUCCGAAAUCUAUUAAAACAUCCAAGUUUGAUCCAAAUAUUCCCACUAGAUUUAUUAUUCACGGCUGGACACAUAGUAGAGAUGUUCCUUGGAUUAUUGAACUAAGAGAAUUGAUGGCAUCUAGAAAUUACGGAAAUAUAAUUGUUGUUGAUUGGGGCAAAUUGGCACACUCGAUGUACGUAGAAACAAGGGAACACACCGUUCUAACAUCCAAACAGCUUGCACGGUUACUUAUUUUUCUGGCACGUGACCAAAAGAUCCACAUGUCUUCUGUCCACCUGAUAGGACAUAGCAUGGGUGGUCAGAUAUCAGCUUCAGCCGCUUAUCAAGUUCAGCAAGCUUUAGGUCAAAAAAUUGGCAGAAUUACUGGCUUGGAUCCCGCUUCUCCGUUAUUUGAAUGGCCCGAGCCUGAUAAUUUAAAUGAACUGCUGGAUUCAAGUGAUGCUUUGUUUGUCGAUGUUAUUCACACAAAUUCUGGUCAUUUGGGAAUGGUGAAGCCUGCUGGACAUGUGGAUUAUUAUCCCAAUGGUGGCGAUGAUCAACCUGGAUGUGGUUUUUGGGUAUGCAGUCACAUACGAGCAGUUGAAUACUUUACAGCUUCUAUACGUAAGCCUGAUUUGUUUAAAGCCUACCCAUACAGUUCGUGGGAGGAGUAUUUAGAAAGAGACACAGGAAACUUAAAUAAAAGAGUUGGUGUUCCCAUGGGAUGGGCGGCUAACCCAUCUAUACCAAUUGGAUGCUAUUAUUUUAAAACCCACGGCGAAGAACAAGAGUACAUCAUGACCAAAACAACUAUUGAGGAUAGCGAAGUGGAAUACUUAUAA
Molecule: messenger RNA, 978 nt
Organism: Brassicogethes aeneus
Lineage: Eukaryota; Metazoa; Arthropoda; Insecta; Coleoptera; Nitidulidae
Source: the annotation of a GenBank genome assembly